Molecule: messenger RNA, 674 nt
Organism: Asparagus officinalis (garden asparagus)
Lineage: Eukaryota; Viridiplantae; Streptophyta; Magnoliopsida; Asparagales; Asparagaceae
Product: 60S ribosomal protein L35a-1-like
Exons: 5
Coding region: 102-440 (112 amino acids)
Biological process (GO): cytoplasmic translation; ribosomal large subunit biogenesis
Cellular component (GO): cytosolic large ribosomal subunit; ribosome
Molecular function (GO): structural constituent of ribosome
Source: RefSeq, a predicted model, not a curated record
ACAGAGCGGUCCAUAUAAAUAGUCACCUCGAAAGCCUCCAUGGAAACGAGCUAGGGUUUCUCUCCGUUGUCGGCGUCUUCAAUCAUCCCUCUGCGGCAAAAAUGGUCCAGGGAAGGCAAGGAGAGCGCGUCAGAUUGUACGUCCGAGGCACCGUUCUCGGAUACAAGAGGUCUAAGUCGAACCAGUACGAGAACACGUCGCUGCUUCAGAUCGAGGGAGUGAACACCAAGGAGGAGGUUGCGUGGUACUGCGGCAAGAGACUGGCCUACAUCUACAAGGCCAAGGUCAAGGCCGGCGGGUCCCACUACAGAUGCAUCUGGGGCAAGGUCACUCGCCCUCACGGCAACAGCGGCGUCGUCAGGGCUAAGUUCAGGUCCAACUUGCCUCCCAAAGCCAUGGGAGCUAAAGUCAGGGUUUUUAUGUACCCAAGCAACAUUUAAGUGUCUGCGAAUUACGAGGGAGUAGCUUCUCAAUUCAUGAUAUCUGAAUCUUGCUGCGUUAGCUUUGUUAGGAAUAGCAAGUUUUGUGUCUUCAAACAAUGUCAAAUUAUUAUGUUCUGAUGUAAGACUUGGAUUUUGAUGGUGUGGCUGUUUAGAUUUGUAGACCGCUGGGGAGUUCAGUAAACUAUCCUUUUUCCGAUUUCUAAUGAGCGUCUUGGCUGCUGGUUUGACACU